UCAUUUAAGACAUAACUAAAUACCAUUUGAUCUUAACUAUUACACACUUUUAUCAAGAUCCACCAUACAAGAGUGAUCCAACAACCUUUAAAUUGAUAUAUCAUUUCAACACCAAUGCAACUCUAUCAAUCACGACUUUCCUUAGUUUGACGCUACGUAUUGAUAUAAAAUAAUUUUACCGGACUCCUUAAACUCGAAUAAUAACUAUUUACCAAAAACUAAAAAUAAAAGCUAAAAUAAAAAAAACUUUAUUUUAAGUCUAUUGAUCUGUUUGCCAAGCUGGUAACGAAUCUUCCAAGUCCAUAUAAUUUCUUCACUUUGUCAAAUUUUCAUCAUUCGCUGCAUUCUCGUUCUUUAAUAAGGGUUUUUCAUCGACUCUCAUCUCGUUUCGCUGUUCAAGAAUCGAUCAACAAUCAUGACUCGUGGUAACCAGAGAGAGAAAGAUCGUGAAAGGGCUCAAUCUAGAGUCGGUGGUUCUAAGGGAAAACCAGGAAAGGGUGAUGGUUUGACCCCUGAACAGCGUAGAGAAAGGGAUGCAAAGGCUCUGCAGGAGAAGACAGCUAAGAAAGCAGCUCAGGAUGCUGGAGGGAAUAAUGCUGGCGGAAGCAAAAAAUAGGCAAUGGUUUGGGUAUUGUUACUGAUUUGGAACUUGAUGAGGUGUUGUUGGUUUAUGGAAAAUUGAAAAUAUUUGUAUUUCAUAUUCUGAUUGUCUUUUUUGGUAGUUUAGAAUUAAAUGUGUGUAUUAUUGUCUUAUGGGGGUAACUGAACAAAUAAUUGAUGUUUCCUUGAAAUGGGUUGAUGUUGGUUGCUGAGCCAAUGGCUUGUAUUGUAUCUCUGUUUGGAUUUGGAAUAUUACCAUUUUUGUGAUGAUUUUGAUA
Molecule: messenger RNA, 878 nt
Organism: Lathyrus oleraceus (garden pea)
Lineage: Eukaryota; Viridiplantae; Streptophyta; Magnoliopsida; Fabales; Fabaceae
Exons: 4
Coding region: 416-616 (66 amino acids)
Source: RefSeq, a predicted model, not a curated record